Molecule: messenger RNA, 32223 nt
Organism: Porites evermanni
Lineage: Eukaryota; Metazoa; Cnidaria; Anthozoa; Scleractinia; Poritidae
Source: the annotation of a GenBank genome assembly
GAAUGUGUGAAAGGGCUCCAUCUUGUCUGUAGCAUGAAGGUAGAACAGAGUCUACGAGGCGGUAAAAAGGGAGCACCUCGUAGUCGAGGAAGAGGGCAAAGAAAAACUUUUCAAAAGACAGACUUAAUGGUAACCUUACCGAACGAAGAAAGCAAAGAAUCUCGCCUCAAACCGCCUGUGAGUUCCACCCAACCACGAAAGAUCGUUCGAAUCAGCCAAAAUAAAACUGGUGAGCUUAAGAUAUGUUUACCUUGUUAAAACAAAUUCGAAUUGCUCUUUUUUCUAAAAGUAGCUUCUAUCCUAGAAUCUACGGAUUUGGAAAAAGUGACAGUCAAAUCACUUGAGGAAAUUAAACGUGAGAAAGAAUUGAGGAAAGAAUCGGCUGUGCUUUCGCGCUUGUCCAUCCCUUCAUUGCAUGAUCCUGCUUCCAAGGUCGCUAAUGGCAGUGCUGCAGAUAGUGCCGAGAAUGAUGUUAAUGGCUCCAGUAAGUAUUUAGUAGGGUUAAACCCUUAAUUAUAUAGAAAGCAAAGAAUUUAUCGGGCAUUUUGAACCCCUUCUAGAUCGAAAAUAAGUCGUGAGAACCGACUAUCUAAAUUUACGCUCCUGUCAUCACGCUGUUUGGAUGGUUAGGCUGCGUCCGCGUCCGCGUCCCACAUUUGCUCUAGCUCUAGACAACAGAAAUUCAGGAGCUAAGAAGAAAAUAAAAACGUGUUCUGUGGAAAAAAGCAGCUUUAUAUUUUAGUUUAUGAACCAAUCUACUCGUCGUCUAGCACAAUGCAUUAAAAGCUUCUCUUUUUUAAAUUGGCCCAGUUUCCCGGCCAAGGUUUCUAUGGUACAUUGUUUUUUCGCCAUGCCGGUCUUCUCUUUACUGCAAACUAGACCCCAAUGGGUGGGGCCUAUGGGCUGCUAUCUGUGCGAUGCAGUGGUUUAACCCUUUAAGGUGGCUCGGCCCAGUAUUUUUGUAGGUACACCUUCCAUCUUUGAAUCUCUUAUACUUAAACAAAUAUGAUCUUUAUUGUAAAAACAUAACACAUGUAUUAAACAUAGAUUGUGUGGUUCCAGAAAAUAUCCAUACCCCCCCCCCCCCCAACAAAAGAUAAUUGGAAAUUCCGGGGGGGGGGGGGGGGUUCAAAGGCAGGAAUUUUGGGGGGGGGGGGGGGGGGGGGUGGGGGGGAAAAUUUUUCCAAAGGGGGACAGGCCCACUAAAAAAAAUUGAAAACAACGUACAACACUGCUGAAACCAAAAAAAAAUUUUUUUGGUACUACUUCCUUAUUUUUAAUAUUCUUUAUUAAAAAAAAAUAUUUUUUUUUUUAAAAAAAAAAAACCACAUAUAAAAAAAAAAUGUUUGGUGCCCACAAAAAAUCCCCCCCCCCCCCCCCCCCCCAACAAAAACUUUUGGAAAUUCCGGGGGGGGGGGGGGGGUUAAAAGGGCAAAAUUUUGGGGGGGGGGGGGGGGGGGUUCAUGGGAAACUAUUUUCCAAAGGGUGACAGACCACUUACAAAACAUUGAAAGCAACGUACUAUCGAUCUGAAGCACAAAAACAUACCUACGUACGUUGUUUUGAAACAAAGGUCAGUACUCCUGGCCAUUGACAUGAGGUUAACAUCAUUAGGUUUAAUGUUUCUGUUUUUCUUUGAGUUAGCUAGCGCUACAAUCUCCAGAAGAACGAUGUGUCUUUGGAACGAAGUCAAAAACGAUUGAAAAUGGCAGACAUGACUGGAGUCUUGUCUUCGUCUUGUUUUCGUCCGACCAACAUUAAAGUGCUUUCACUUCUGUUCACUGAGUAUCCCUUUUCGCUACCUUGACAUGCAGGACACACAUUUUUGAUAGGUUUCAUGUUUUAUCAGUUAUUAUUGAGGGUAGUAACUCAUGAAAAAUGCGAUGAGACGAGAGUACUUUCGUUCCCAUUUCUUGCCCGACCUUCACAAGGCCCGGCUACCUGGCUAGUAACUUCUGCAAUCGUGACGAUGUUCACGAAACCUAGCGCGUUGGAAUGUACGUGUUGGUGAAGUUUUCGGCCCUUAAAUAAUAGUCAACCUGAAGAAACUGACAAAAUGUGUAGAAAUAUAAACAGCCAGACAGGUAGCCUGUGUACAGCCGCCCCUUACCUCAAAAAAACCGAUAAGGUAAGGGGCGGCUGUACACAGGCUACCAGACAGGCACCUUGUAAGUUUCUGGGUUUUUCUUGCUACCGUUUGCAAAGUUAGUUAACAUGGUUUAAGCGGGUGAAACUUGUGUUCUCUUCAUAAUGUUUGUGUCGGAGUAAACACAAAAACGUAGAACAAUCGACGUUUAAACUUUGCAACCCAAAUGUUUAAGCUUAAUUUAUAAGCUUACAUAAAAACAACACAGACAUAAUUUGCAAACGUGAUGGCUAAAAAGCUAAAAGUUUGGCUGAAUAAUAAACUUAACAAACGUUUACGCUGCACUGUUGUAAUAAAAUUCUACCCUAUUUUCAUUACUGAGUUAGUAUUAACUUUCCUUGUUUUUAAGUACCCAAACUACUUUGAAUUUCCAAAGUGUGGUAAGUGAAGUCCCCAUUUAAAAAUUCUGGAAAUUCCUGGGGGGAGGGGGGGGUCAUCAAAGACCCCCUGGAACGGAAAAUCCUGGGGGGUGGGGGGUGCAAAUCAAAGAGUCUUCCGUGGUGGGGGUAUGGAUAUUUUCUGGAACCACACAUUAAACUUUAUUAUGAUACUAAUUUUUGGGCGAUCAUAAUACAUAUCACAUGAAAAUGAUGUCACAAUAGUUUUAGCUCUAAAUCGAAUUUUUGCCGUCAUCGGCAUUUUCUUUGGAAAUGCUUUAUGCCACCUAUGCUUUGGGUACUUGUCUUCUGUUGUGCGAAGUUUCACAAAAAUCUAUAAGAUGAAAUUCGAGAUAUGUGACCUUUCGCGGGAAAACGUACACUAAUGGCUUUCCGUUAAACGGGUGAAAUGCACGGAUUCCGAAUGGGUUUCAAACAGCUCACUCACCCGUUUAAAUGGGUUCAACGAACAGCUGAACGGGUUAUAAAGUAUUCCAAAUGGCUAACGUGAGCGGGGGAACUUCUUUUUCACCUGUUUGAAUGGCUUCAUCAAACAGCUGAACAGGUUGUGAAGGUAUUUCGAACGGCUAACACGAUCGGGCAAAUGGCUUACUCACCCAUUUGAAAGGGUUAACAAAACAGGUGAACGCAGUCUUGAAAAGUCCUUGUAUUUUAAGGAAAGUCCUUGAAAAGUCCUCGAAUUCCAUUUUUACUUGAAAAGUCCUAAAAUUUCUGUGUAAGUCCUUGAAAAGACCUUGAAUUUUCUUCACCUUUGAAUGUAGUGGCCUGGAAAGAAUUUUUUGAUGCUUUUUGGUUGUCCAAGAUAGAAUGUAAAUCAUAGCUCAGAGAAUUUAAAGGUUAUUUACAUAUUUAGUGGCCUAUGUUUUAUGCAAUAAAUAACUAUCAGUUUAAGACAAGUGAACUGAAAAAUGUAGAGAAUUUGGUGAAGCAAACAGUUCAAGCCUUAAAGUCUUAUUAGAAUAUACUGGGAAUGUGUAUUGUUGUACAAUCUGUGAAAUUAUGUUCCUGGUAGGUGGUCUUUGAAAAUCUAAUGUGGUCCUUGAAACAUCCUUGAAAAAUGGCAGCAAUUUUUUGUAUGAACCCUGUCUAAACAGAUAACUGUAAGUUGAGAUCUCAUGCCAGAAAUAGGUAGUCUGUGUGGGCAGUAACUAUAUUUUUGUUUAGUCGUAUUGCUGUAAGAGGAAACUGGGUAAGAUUUCUGUACAACCCCAUACAUGUAUUAUGCAUGCAGCAAUUUCAUAGUAUUUUUCCAUGAAUAGUUAACAUGAGUAGAGUCGAAACAAUCAUGGAUAUGUCGCUUUUAUCAAACUAAUCUGCCAGCGAGUCCGCAAUUGAGAUACGUGUUUGACACAAAGAAAUUGUUUUAAAUUGAUGCGCUAAAAGUCAUUCCCGGAGAAACAUGGGAUGACCUGUUGAGAAUUGCGAUGGAUUUGCCCAAAAGUCAAUAAAACUUCCGUUGAAUUCAUCACUUGUGAUUUUCACAAUCCUCUGUGAAGUAAAAGUCAGGUGUUAGACGCACCAACUGUUAGAUCAUAAGAACAAUCCGUUAGAGUGUUGAAAGAAAUCGUUAAAGCGUUUAGACAAAUUGUUAAAACGUUUAGACAAACGGUUAGAGUGUUAGAAAAACCGCUAGCUAUCUGUUAGUUUUGUAAAGGAUAACAAAUUAUCAUUAGUGUAUGUUUUCCUAAAGAAGAAAGUUACCUAUCUUGGGGGCCACGUUGGUGACCAGGUGUGAAAAUUUAGUCGCCACUGAGUAAAAGCUGGUCGCAUUGGCACAAUGUCGAGCCCUGUAAUUGUACUAUAUUGUAGAGUAAUUAUUAUAUUAUUAUUAUUAAUUAUUAUAUUAUCUGCAGAGCCAACUUCCUCAGCAAGUGUACCUGGUUCAAGUACAGCUAAACCAAAGCUAAGAGACUUUUCCAUUCCUCUUAAACCAUUACCAGCCCAAUCAUCAGCCAACUGCAAGAUAUUGCAUGCCAAACCCCAAGUUGCAACGGUCUCAAGGUAUGUUUAAAGUGAAAUCUGUAUUUCUUAUCUUUCAAAUAACCCUUCCUUGGAUCAAUGUAUCACACCCCAAGAACCCACCUUUGAUACUUUCGCUUGUAUGAAAGUGUUUUUUGCUGCCAGUUUACUAGCUUGUUGAAGUUCUAAACAGUCACCUUUCUAGCCAUAACGACCAAAAAAUCUACAGUAGAACUGCGCUAACUCAAACUCGAUAGGGAAACAAAAAAAGUUUGAGUUAGCUGGGAUUCCAGUUAUUUGUAUUGAUUGAAUGUUCAAUUUGCCAUGUUUAUAAUUGACAGUUACUAAUUUUUCAGCACCUCAGUGUAUAGUACGGUGAAAAUUAAGUUGUUUCAUCGGAAACAGUAAUGUGAUUACGCAUUCUUUUGAUAAAACAUUUUCUGUUAGCUGCAACAAUUUUGAAUUAUAAUCGGUUGGCUGUAGUUGGAGUUUGAUUUCUACUGAAAUUGCAUGAAUUUGAGAGGUAAAUAAACUUGAUAUGAAAUGUCAGUCUUAAAAGUCAAAAUUUCUCUGUGAGAUUUGGUAACCUGAUUUGUUAUGUAUCUGAGAUAUAAUCUGAAUUAUUCUUCCUAUGUUUGUCCUUUCAUUUAGUCUAUCACAAGUGGAGGAACAUGAAAUGGAAACUCGUGAGGUGCGGAUGGAUUUUGACAGCAAAUUGGCUGAACAAGAUUUUGAUUACGUUGAUGAUGAGGAGGAAAGUGACUCUGUUGAAGACUAUGAUGAAGAUUUUCUGCUAAAGGAGGAUGAAGAAAUAGAGAUGGAGGGAGAUUCUUCAUUGAAACAGUCUCUGAACUCCAAUUUCAGUUCCUAUACAAGUGAUGAGCCAGAGGAUGAUGAGAUAUCCCUUCAUCCUGAUGAUUCACUGUUCGAUGAGGAGGAUGAACCCAGGUUAGUUUACUUCAUCACAUGGUUAUGUGUUUUUUUUGACAACAGUACCAUGUGUCUCCCAAACCUGUUUGGCCAUUUUACUUCUGAAUAGGCCCUUUGUAGUUUGUCAUUCAUUUGGUACAAACCUGCCACACAGGAGAGCAAGGUGCACGCAGGUAGGAUACAAACAAAUGGCUCACAUCGUUAAUUUUAAAAUGGUAAUUUCCUUUGUUUGUCUACUCCCAGUGCAUCUCUAGUAUGGCGGUUUUGUACCAUGCGAAUGAGUAUUUGCAAAGGGCCAAUUGGUAUCCCCAAGGAUUUUUUCUCUGAUUUUGUUUUUGCUCAUUGUUUCUUUGCAGUCAACAUAUAACAGGUUUUCAUUUACAAUGCACAUGUUACAUGCACAGGUUUUCAGUUAAAUGCACAAUGUGCAGGUUCCCAAGGGCUGGUAGCUAUCCAUUUAUUUUUCCAGCAAUUUAUUCUUAUUUUUUAGUGACACUUUGAGAGAAUGAUAGUAAAUUCUAUAACCAAAAGAAGUAACAAAUGUUAAAAAUUUUCCUUUACCAUUCUGCCAUCAGGUCAUCAAAUUCCAGGACAUUUGGAAGAAGAUCAGGCAGUCAAUCAAAAGAUUUAAGGAGUCAAAUUACUGAUAGACAGAAAGGAAACUCCACUAAAAUGAUCAACAUAACAGUUGGCGAACCUGAAGGUAAUGAAGUAAAGGACGAAAGGCAGGGCAUGUCUGAGUCCUCAGAGCAAGAUGAAAGUCUGCUGAAAAGGUCAGAAAACAGAGAAAGAGAUUCUAGAAACUCUUCUCAUAAAAGGUUAAGUAGAGAACGAGAUAAUAGGCACGGACCGAGAGACUCGAGACAUUUUGUUGACAGGAGAAAGGGCAGAGCUCAGUUUAGAGGUUCUGUUCCCAUGAGGGGUAAAGGUAGUCAUGGAUCAAGGCAAGCUCCAAGGAAAGGGAAUGUUCCUAAUGUUUUUCCUAAUACAAUACCUCCAUUGCCGUCCCUUUUGGGACAUGGUGGUGGUCUCCUGCCACUUCCUAGUCCUGCUAAUAUGGGUUUAGUGUCCCAGAUACAAAGAGCUUUAGAGGCUAACAUUGUGAAUAAUUUAAAAACUCAAGUGGAAAUGCUGACAAACCCUCCUCCAGUACCGGGAGAAAUUAUAACAAACUUUGAUCAAAGCAAGAAGCAUACUAGUGUUUUGCGUGGGGCUCAGAAUGUUCCAAACGACUUCAGGAACAGUGGCCGGCAUUCAGCAAGAAGAACUCAUAACACUCAGCCGAAGGCUUCAAGUGUCUCUAAGCAGUCAAGUAUUUCAACAGUUACUCAACCUGCACAGAUAUCUUCUCAGCAAAAUGACAACAAGGGCAGAGAUAUUCCUAAGUGGUUACAGAAGACAUAUAAACAAGGUCAAGAAAGCCAAGCAAAUGCUGUGAGAGGUUUUAUAUCAACCAAAGAUGAACAAAAUACUGCUGUGUCACCGAGAAGCAAGAACACAGCCACUGCAAAAGAAAGUUUUGAAUAUGGCCACAGCAGUAGACCAAUAAUUGAUUCAACGCUAACCCAUCGUUCUCCUUAUUCAGACAGUAACGUAGAGAUGCAGUUGUCAUCAAAUAAAAGGAGAAGUCCAUUUCAUGCUGAAGAAGUGCCACAUCGAGGUAAGAUUGUGGUUGCAACAAGCCCAGAAGGAAUACCUCAGCCAAGAAUGCAGAAUAGAAGUCCCAAGCAGUUAUACCCCGAACAGUUUCAGACAGGGAGCUAUUUGAGCAAACCCUGGCAUUUGCCAAAACAAGAACUUGAGGAGGUAGGUAAUAAAUGUGUCAAGCCUAUUUUGGAUUGAUGGACUCAUAAAUCAAACUUGUAAAAUGACCCUUUUUGUCCUCUUAUUUUUCAGCACCAAAAAUUGCAUCAACUGGGACAUGUUAACAGGUAUCCAGGCUACACCUCUCUAUUCUUAAGAUGUAAAGCUCGUAUGAUGAUUAAAUGAAACUCAAAUAUCUGCAUGUUACUUUACUCAAGUAACAUUAUAUAAAGCGAUAUUUCAUAUUAGUAAAAUCCAACUAGUGGUCUAUUAUCAAUGCUGCAUUCUGGUUGGUUACUGAUUGAGCUACUACUGAUUGGUUACUGAUUGAGCUACUGAUUGAGCUACCACUAGGCUAUAUGUUAUAGCCCAUUAGUAGCGAAAAGCGCGGGCUUUUUGGCGGCAAAAAAGGAUUAAAAUUUAGCUUUAACUAGCUAAAUGUUAUUUUUGACCAACUAGUUGGAUUUUAUUAAAACAAUUAUUCCUCUCGCCCUCAUAGCCUCUGAGUCAAUAGCCCACUCGGGCUCGAGGAAUAAUUGUUAAUUAUAAAAUAACUAAGGAAGUACGCGCGCUCUGAUUGGCCGAGAGGAGUGUUUGCAUGAGAGUAUGUAAACAUGGUUGUAACGUCAAGAUGUUUGCUUUUCGUGUGCUAAUCACCCAAGCACAAAUUUGAAAAAGGUUUUGAGUUAAAAAACUCAACAUGUUUACUUUAUUUACCCAUUUCCUCGUCGGCUGAAACAGAGAAAGAAACAUGUGAGAAAAACCCAUAUUUUGGCAAGCUUCUUUUUUGCAAAACAAGGACUGAUUAUUCAUACAAGCUUUGUGUACAAGACUUCGUGACUGGUAAGAAUUUCUCUUUUAAUCAGUGCUCUAAACAUGAGAGGUUUGCUUUUUUUCUCGGGAAAGUUAUUUUUUAAAAGCAAUAGAAAACUUUUUUUCUUGUGUUUCCAUAUCCUGAUAUAAACACUCGAGGGGUUGGGAGAAUUCUCAACAGUUAUGCAAACCCAAGUCUCGAAUUCUCCCAACCACUCUUGUGCUUAUAUCAGGCUAUGCGAACAUGGAAAACAUUUAAUCUAUUGCUUAAAUGGUACAUUGUUUUUGUUAUUCAAAUGUACCAACAACAAAAGCAACUUUGAUUGGCACAUUUAUACCAGUAAGUGAUACAAUGCAAAAUAUUGCAAAAGCAUGAAUAAAUUAAAGUUUUGUAUCUAAUAGAAGCUGCACAUGCAAAUUCAUUUCUGCUAUAAAUUUUAUGUAUUAUUUUGAAGUGAGGCUUUCUCUGACACAACCAGGUCUAUCACUGAGAUUUCAAGUUACCUGGUGCAUAUAAAUACAGCAAGUAAGGGUGGAAUCAAACUGUUAGGGAUUUCUUUUUUUCCUCUUUUAACUUUCCCAUGAAAGUAGCAGAGGGGAAAUCUAGUGUAACCAUUAUAGAUAACUUUGACAUUUGAUUUGUGCAAAGAAGAGAGAUCUUCUUACGUGUAAACAUUACAUGUAUAUCUUGGUUACUUGUUACUGUAUUAAGAUAGUAGUAAUUCAUAUGUGUUUGUUUUCAGCCAAGACCAUCUAGUUGUUGUUGAGCCAGCUUCUGUGCAGCAACAAAUCAAAGGUACAGCACUGAUAGGAUAAGGUCUAACAAUAACUUCUGUUUAAUGAAUCAUUGGUUCUUGGACAAAUUGAACUAGUUUAGGAACAGAGAACCUGCUGACCAGCUGGUAUGUCAGCCGGGUUUUUUUCACAAAAGCAGGCUUGAAGUUGGGAAUUUUGUUGAAAUUUUAACUUUUGUUGUUGGAAAAACUUUCAAAUAAUUAUGGUAGUCUUUACAGUAAAGCUCAAAUAAGCUAAGAAAUAUUUCAAGGCAAGUAAAUUUUAAUCUUUAUACGUGCAAAAAUGUUAAAAUACGUGUAGUGCAAUCUAACAAGUGCCUUACUCUGCUGAAAAAAAACUGAGCCAUGUUUUUGGCUCAUAUACCAGGUCCGGAUUGUUCAAGGUGGAUAAUGCUAUCCAUGGGAUCUGGGCUACAGUGCAGGUGGUUUUCCUAAUGUUUUCUCCAUUGGAUAGUGAUUUAUUUGGUGGAUAGUGUUAUCCACUUUGUGAACAGCUGGGGCCAGUUUGAUUGAUACCAUAUGUGCAGUCAGUAAAGUGCUGGUUAUUAAGGUGAAGUAAGUGUAACAUAAUUUUUGCAAUCAAUUUCUUUUAGUGGACAUUCCCGAUGUGUCAUAUGACUUGGUCAAUGAACUAUUGCAAAAUGGAAAUCUGGGUAAGAUUUUUGAUAGAAUUAGUAAGCAGUGUUGUCUCCUAACACAUGGUUCGUGCAAUCUUGAAAAGGUCUUGAAUUUUACUAGUCGUCCUGAAAAGUACUUGAAUUCGGUUUAGGUCCUUGAAAAGUACUUGAUUUCUUUAUUAGGUCUCAAAAAGUCCUUGAAAUUCACAACCUCAUCUAUGCCAGAGACCGUUCUCUGUAAAAUUAGAUUAUUUUGCCGAGGAAAAUUUGGCUUAUCCUCAGUGUAAGAACUUGUAUAACUCACUGGAAAUGUAAAAAUAUUUUUGCGCAUGAACAAUAUUUUAUUUCUGUUUCUUUAUUUUAGAUGCUAUUUUUGUACCUCCUUGAAAUUUAGUUUGCCUAAAGUUGCACGAACCAUGUUAACAGGUAAAUAGAUACUGAAUAGAUGUUCAGUUGUUUUAGACAGGCAUAGCUAGUUUUACAAAGCCUACUAAGCUUGUUGAAAAUGGUUCCAAGCCAUGAUACGCUUCCAGAGUUCUCAACAGCUUUCUUCAACUGAUGAGAUCUAUAGAAAGUCAUAACAAGACAGUAUUAAUAAAAAUGUUUAUUCAAAAUAUUUCUGUUUCUGAUUGGUUCAAAUUCCAAGGCAAAUUCUUCAUAAGCAGCUAGCCCUGACCAAGAUUUGAAGGCGUUAGUUAUAUGUAAAUAAUGACAUCAAUAGAACAGCAUUAAUGGCCGAAAAAUGGAUGGUAACUGAGAAACCCUGGGAAUGAGGUUCUGUUGUUUUGGUAGAGCAUUACAAAAUGGCAGUACAUUUUACAUGUUUUGUGAAGAAGAAAAAGCCAUACUUCUGCCCAGAAACAUAGGAAGAGCACCAAGAAUACAACUCAACAGACAACAUCUGCUAUUUGGAGAAUAUCUUCAGAACUAAACACCCCUUUUUCUCCUGAUCUUACCAAAAAACCGACAAAUAAUGUUUUAGCUUGUUCUUAAUCAAGUUUUUGAAUGAUUGUAAAACAAUUAUUGGAUUGGGCAUUUGUGUGACGUGAGGAAUUAUUGACAUCUUAGACAGUGUUAUCCACCUCAAGUUAAUUGGCCUCAGUAGAUGGUACCCUCCUCAACCUCCAUAAGUCUUCAGAUCAUACUCAGCCUCGUCCAUUAAUUGCUGUAUAAUAAUAAAACCUCUGCCCUUUAACUUUUUCAUCAACUGCUUUUUAAAAAUUCUUAGCCAGGCACAAAUUGUACAUCUAUUGCCAUGAUCAAGCUCACCUGUUCUCUAACUUAACCACACAUCAGAAUACAGUCACCUUUUUUCUUGUGUUUGCCUUAUGAUUUUCCCAGCAAAUUGACCCCAGUCCAGGCUGGCAAAUUGCAUUGUGAAAAUUUGUCAAGAGAACUUAGAAAAAGUGCAUUUUGAUCUUGAGAGAAAUAUGGGCCUUGCUUUUCUGUCUGUAGGUGCUGCUUGGCAAAUGAUUGAGAAACUUCGCAGUAUGAAUCACCCGCCUGAUUUGAGUGUUCUUCAACAUGUCCUCACGUUGUGCAGUAAACACUUGCAAGACCCAGAUGUUGCUGCACAGGUAGGCACUUACAAAAGGUCAUGGCACAGAAUGGUUCAUAAGUGCAGGUGCUCUUCUGACAUUGUUAAUGGUACUGGUUUUCAGUUAGUACAAUGGUACUCACUUAGUACAAGUGAAAACAUAGACUGUUAAUUUUUUCCCUUGUAUCUGGAGGUGUACUUCUUUUAUGUAUAGCCAAAGACUCGUGAUGUUAGUUAAUAUUGCAUCAACAAAGCACUUUCCCAUGCCUUUAUGAAAAUACUUAAGGGCAGAUUUAUAGGUAGUUUUUAAGCUGUCUCUUCCACCAUAGACUUAAUUGCAUUUUUGCUCACUUGAUCCAUCAAUCCAUCAAGCUUUCUAGUUUCUUUCAGGUCUCCUUGCCACUUUGUCUCUUUUUUUUCUGGAUAUUUUACAGUGUAAUAGGCCACUUGCACUAAGAGGUCACGUGACCAAUACUUCCCUUAAACAAUUAGUUGGAAUCCUGCUGAUGCCAAAAAUUGACAGAGCACAUAAAAAUUAUCUUACACCCGAAAUUUAAGAGGAAAAGAAUUUAAGGGAGAUAUUUUAUGGCACUUUGAUUUUUCAACAAAGUAGUAUGAUUUGUAUUGGCCGCCAUGUUGGAGGGCAUACUCUUGCCCUCCAACAUGGCGGCUAAAACUAGUUUUUGCUUACAUCUUGUUAAACUUUUGAUAGUUAUGCUCAGAUGUGCUGCAAACGUUACCACAUCAUUUUCAGCGCUCCAAGCUCAUUUUUUCAAUAAGUCGCCUUUUGGCGACCUUCAUUUUUAAAAUGGUCGCCAAUGGAAAAUUUCGGUCGCCAAAAAUUGUCGUUUCAUUAACGCAAGACACUUCAUGCUACUUACAUGAAGGAGCUACUGCUGAACGUUGUGUACGGAAAUAAAUCGUGUUUUUAACACUCCAUUGUUACUUGCCUGCGGGUUGUAAACGCAGUACAAGAUGGCAAAAACAGGCAAAGACAUUUAUGAGAGGUAACCAGAACAAUUUACUACAAAGUCGGAUGUUGAAACCCGGAACAUGUAUUUGCAGUGAUAUCAUUGAAACAAAUCUGAUCAGAUACGAUUACGUGAAUAUACAUUUGUUCGUACCGUCUACUUGCUAAGAAACAUCUUUCUUUAGCUAAAUCAUCGGCAUUGAAACCACUCACAUAUGUAAAUUAAAACUUGAAUCAACAAUAACAAUAACAAUAACAAUACUUCUGGCCUAAAUAAAUGUUUCUUACUUCAAAGUUGAUGACAAAAAUACUGUUUGUACGUGCUAAAUGAAACUUGCCUGAAUAACUUCCACUCAUUGUUGGGCGUACAAACAUUACACACCAGUGGUACAAAAUGGUUUGGCUGAUAUACAGCACCAGAGCGAUUGUCAAGAUUGCCGUCUCUUGACCACAAAAUGUAGAUCGGCAAAACGUCAGCGGCACUGCUUACGCGAGGAUGUACCAAUCCAUGGAUCAGUGGUCUCAAAGCGGGGUUUGUGUUUGGGUAAACAGAAAAAAUUGGCCGUUUUAACACUGUACUUAAUGCCAUCAAAUGUACAAGACUGCUCCAAACCUUGUCUUUUGAGGCACUCAUAGCUUCUGCUUUUACGGCUUCAACUGCACGUCUGGUCGACUGCCACUCUUUCUCGCCUGCCGACGUCAGCAUUAAAAUAAACAGUGUUUUCUCUGAGUAGGAACACUCCGCAUUUGCUUCAGAGAGCUUUUCGUGAUUAGCAUAGAAUUCAGCGUUUAAAAAUAGUUCACAAGCAGUCAGAAAUCGUAAAGUUCCAUUUAGCGACUCAUCUCCCUUCAUUAAAACUGACGCAGAAUUAUACAAACAAUUCCCGUCCCCGGAAACUUGAAGAGCCCGUAGACCACGUGGAAGAUUUUCAUCAUCCGGAAUCAAUGCUGUUCCAAGUGAAUCUUCUUCAUAGUUGUUGAAGGUUAGUUCCGAGAUGCUUUUCUUAUGGAGAAUUUCCUCGUGUUCUCCCUUUAACUUGAUGACUUUUUCGGUUGCUGACGGAUCGCCGCUUGCGAAUAGAUCGCGUACUUUUUCAAAUAUUCUCUCGAAGUCUGUCAUUCUUCAUUACUAUUUCCUCAGCAAGAGCAAUAGAAAUAAGCAAAUGACAGCCAGCUACGCGCGAAUGGGGAUUUCACAUCAGUUUAUUGACAGCAGCGCUGCGCAUAAAAGACUACACAGACAUUUGACCUCCAGCUGUGAUUCAGACAAAGAACUCCUCUUUGUCUUAUCUGCAUGAGAAUGUGGUAUGGGAAAGUCUCGGGGGAAAGUGGUGUUGCCGAAAACUUUGAUGCGGCUUUUAUUGAUAUUUUUGCAAGAAAAUCACGUUUACCACUGAUUUCGUCGAUUUUUCGCUGAUUUUUUAUAUCCAAAACAAAUCCCGCUCAUACAAAGCCUUUGAGCUGACUGCAUGUAAACUUUGUCAUUCACCAAGGGGUCUAUCUAUUUUUAGUAAUUGUGCACAGCACCAUCAACUCCACGUGUUGCCUAACCUGCGAGAGCAUCCGGUUUUUUCGGCACUAGCUUCACAAAUCACAACGCUUGUGAAACUAGAGCCGAUAAAACUGAAUUCUCUCGCAGGCUACGUGUAGCCAGAUCAGCGUGAAAAGUGCCUGACUUAACUUUUCUCACGGGAAAUUUAAUAUUUCUUCAUGAAACACAUUUACUCCAACAAAAGUAUUUUUAUUGAUGAAUAUAAUAAAAACAGCUUUUUUUUAAAAAAAAACGCAAUAAACGCAACUUACAAGAGCAUACGACUUGCCAUCUUUUGUGUCAAAAAUUUAACUGUUUCUGUCGGGGUGGCCUGGGUGUAAGUCAACCCCCGCCGGAAGUAGUUUGGGCUCUCCCCAGUUUCUCCCACCUGAGUUUUCAAAAUGGCCGCUCAAUGAAUUCGAAGCUGCGAUACGCAGAUCCUUAUGCCAGAACUGUACACAUGUCUUGCCAUGCAAGAGGAACAGAUUCAUCAUUGAAUUUACACAGAAGAAAAGCUUGGUAAUAUUUCUUUAAUUUAACGAUGAUUCAGUUAAAAAGCGAUAAAACGUGAAGUCAACUUUAUUCUUUUGAGCUUAUAUCCUUUGGUCGCCAAAUGGCGACUUUCGCUGAUAAUUCAGUCGCCAAUUUUUUUUUCACUCGCCAUGGCGACCAAAAUGGUCACAGCUUGGAGCGCUGAUUUUUCAACAUUUUCCUUGAAGUUUAAGUGCAAAAUUUGUGUUCAGAAAGAAGUAAUUCGUAAUUUUCAAAAUCACAUUUUGGUCACGUGACCAGCUAGAAACUUACUCAUUUUAAGACAACGGUGCAGGUUUGAAAAACCAAAUCACUAUUAUUUUGUUUAGGAUAUGACCCACUAAUCAUUUUUUGAAGGCAAAAUCAUACAACUUUCAUUUUCAUAAAAACGAUGUCACAUGACCUCUUAGUGCAAAUGGCCUAUGUAUCAUAACAUGUACUUCUUCUAUGCAUAAAGUAAUUAAGUAAAUCAAUAUAUUAAUGAGUAACUUCAUUACCAUUGUUAUCUGUCAUUUCAGGUUGCUCACAAUGCAUUUGACAUGAUUGGUGGUAUGGUUGUUCAUCACAAUCGUCACAACUAUGAAACCCUGAUCAAGACGUUGUGUCACUCUGGACAGUACAUCAGGUUUUGUAUUGUUUUAUGUCAUGAAUCAUAGUUUAUCCAAACUACCAUUUUCUUUAGUAUAAAGCUUGUAUGGGGCUCAUCUUAGGGUUUUACCCACUGUUCAUACCCUUUACAAAGAGGGAAACAGUGUGAAAUGACUUUCUUGUGUUAGUUAACAGUAUGUGAUGGUACUCAGCAUUGCACAGUGGAACCUUGAUAUAUCAAACCUCAAAGUCAGCGGUAAAACAAACGCCUUUCUUUACCCCAGUAGUACAAAGAUAUGAGAAAAAGAACCUUGAUUUAACCAAACCUUGAUAUAGCAAAAAAAUUUUGCCAGUCCCUUCCCUUUGUUAUAUCGAGGUUCCACUGUAUUUGUUUGUUCCUGCCAGGACAGGUGGAUGGUGGGUAGAAGUAAUAAGAUAAUUAGUAAGGACAUCAGUAGCUGUGUUUUUAGGUGUUUGUAAACCUAUACAGAGUGCAAAGAAAGUUGAUUUUACAGAAUGCCAGCUAGCAGAUGCUGGCCAAAAAAUUUCAUUUCAACUAGCCCAGAAAAAAAAUUGGAUGUUAUUUGAAUUCCCUUCAAAAUACUUAACUUUCCUGUCGGUCAAUUUAAGAACAGAGUUCACUUGCCCAGUAGCAAAAUCCACCAGCCCUGGCUACUAGACUUUCUUUGCAUGCUUCUACUAUCAGUGACCCAUCUUCUUGGUUGUCUGAUACUGUUAAAUGAAAUGUAGUUUAUUUUGUUUAUGGCGAGACGUUUUGGAGGAGCCCAGUCGUCUGACUAGUAGAGGUGCCUUUUUCGUAGAGAUUCACCAUUUGUUUUACCUUAACACAAUAAUAACUUAAUAAAGAGUUCACACAAAAUGAUCUGAACAGUUCUUUGUUAUCUAAAACUAGGGCUUAUGAGAUGCUUGAAUUGAUGAAGAAGGAUUCUCAUGCACCAACUUAUGAUGUUUUUCUGGAUUUGGUACAGGCAUCAGUUAAAGACCCGGAGUGGUAAUGGUUGUUUUUAACAUAGCUGAAAUGGUUUUGUUUAAGGUGCUUUGUUCCUUUAGGAAUGCCAGUAUGAGAACUCUGCAUGUUCAGUACACUGUUUUUGUACACUUCUGUCAUUGUCAUUGUUUGCAGUUAGUCACUGCAAAUAAGAUCGUUCAAGGUUUUCAGUAUAGCUUUGAUAAAUAUCCUCUUUCUUGGCCAGUCUGUUGUUGUCAGUCACCUGCAAAGAGUGUGUUCAAUGUCUCCCCAUUUCAUAUUGCUCUUAGCAAUGUUUCUGAUUUUUUUUCUACCCUUUCUCUGGAAAAAUGAUAAAACAUUUUCAAACUGAACUGAGAAUUAAACAGCUGCUUUGGUGUCUGUUAACAUUCAUCCUAUGUAAAAGAUGUCUGUACUGUCCAAUUAAGUCACCACUGUGCUUUCUGUGCUUUUUUGAUACUCUUUUCAUAUAGGGCUUUCAGCCUUUUGGAUGAAAUUAAACAGUCUGGAGUGUUUAGGUCAAAGUAAGUAUUGUCACACCUGAAUUAACAUUAAUAAAGCAAGUCUUGUAUUCUGAUGAUGUCUAACCAUUAAAGUUUCUUUUUCUCUUCUCUCUGACCACCACUGUGUACCAUAUUUAAUUUUGGUUUAUGUCUUGAAACAGGAUUUGCAGUGACCUCAUACUCCUUGGGUGCAAGAGCGGAGAGUUCUUUAUUGAAAGAACUUGGCUGCUGUUUCAGGUAGAGUGUGCCAGAAGAAGAGACCAUAUCCAAUCUUUUCUUUAUUACCUGUAUGUCUUCCUUUUCAUACAAAGCCAUUCAUUUAAAAAAGUACUUUUUAUGAACAGAUAUAAAACUGGUGUAACCUGAUUUAAUGCAAUUCCAGUUGUUCAUAGGUAAAAAUAUUUUGUGUAUUGUUAAGGAAUUGCUUAUCCUUUAACCAUUUUAUCUUUGAACCUAUAUAACUGUCUUUUCCAUCACAAAAUGUAGCAAAGCUACACAGAGCAUUGGUAUUUGUGUUUUCUUUGUCUGAAAAUUUUUGUUUGUUAUUUGCAAUGUGACCGGAGUGUUGACUACCCAAAUGAUAAGGUUAUGACAAAAUUCAACUUGUUAUUUAGAGGGUAAACAGUGUUGUCUAGUAAUGUGGUGUAAAAUGAAGUGCAAUAGAUGUCACUCAACUGAUGCUGUGUUCACAUCUGCAUGGAACAGUUCAGUCUGAUCACAAAUAAAAGAUAUUUCACUUUGAAUUUUGUCACCCAGGUAGUGUGUUGUACAAAAUUUUGGUUAGUCUGAGCAACAAGUAGUUGUAAUCUCAGUCAGAUGAAACAUGUUAAACAUGGUGGGCGAAAGUGGGGAGGAGUGAAGUCUAAAGAACCUAAACUGGUGCCAUGAGGAAAAUUAUGGAGUGGUGAAGAAAUUCAUUGUCAGUUACCUGAUGCAAAUGGUUUGCAAGUGCACUGCCAGGCUAGUUUGAUCCACUACCUGGGUCAAACGACUUACAGUCCUCUGCCCUUGUUAAUGAGGGAAACAAUACUAUAAAAUGAGUGCAUGUUCCUGCAUCACCCUUUUGACUUCACUGAUCAAGAUAUUAGGCGCAAUGAGAAUGCAUACAUUAUGCAAAGUUAGUGAAAUGCAUUUCAAGAGGCACGUGUGAACAGUGCUUUUUCAAGCAUGAUAAUUCAGAAAUGUUUUCAUGUAAACUUGUUUCCUCUACAUUUGUUCUGAACACAGUAUGAUAUACACAUUGCAUAAGUUGUGAAAGUAAAACACCAAGUCUUAAUAUUUUUUUUAUAUUUAAUGUUUGCUUUUUAAUCAGGAAGCACUUAAAAAUCAAGUUCAAGUUACAGCAGAAGCAAUCUCGGCAAUCCUAUUGUAAGUUUGGUUUGCUUAUCUAUUCUAGAGCAAGUGAUAAGACAGAAUUUUUUGUUGCUUGUAUUACUACUAAAAGACUAAUUGGUGUUCUAGACUAUCUUCUUUAGUGGAACAAAAAUAUAACCCCUCAUUCAGAAGACCAAUUUAUGGUGCGAAUUUUGGCCAAUCUAACUUAAAAUCUGUACAUGAAAUCUAGUUAUGUUACAAUUCAAAUGAAAUUCCUAUGACCAAACCUUUGUGCGGUACUGAAAAUAUAAUUGUUAUUGUUAUUUGUCAAGAUUUUACAAAGAGAAUCUUGAACUUUGUAAAGCAAGUUUUUAACACUCUAUUAUGAGUGAAACAAUUAAUAAUGUUAUAUAGAGACAUCUCAGUCUGUGUUAAUGCUUAACUGUUUCCAUGUUUUACAUCUCAGCACCCUGGCUCAAGCAAAUGAGUGGGAUAAAAUCAUGUCAGUGUUACUAGCAGUCUCAGAAGCUUUACCUGGUGAAAUUUUAAAAUCUGCCGUACUGAUGGCCACUCAAAAGAUUGAUUGGAUUGAAGCUGUUAUUGCAGUACUUGCUAUGACUCCGGCUGAAAAAGGCCUUGUGCUGGAUGAAGAUGUAGGUGUUAUUUGUUGUUUGUUACACCUUACACAUUGAGUGUUUUUGCUGGUUGCAUUAGUUAAAUAAGUACCUUUAAGGUUAUUUACAACAAUUUUUUUUUUCAGGUGUGGAAUACAUUUUUGUCAAACUGUUGUACAGAUCAUGGCAAUAACAUAUCAUUUGCUCAGAGGGUCUAUUCCCUGAUGCAGCAGAAUGAAAUACCUCUUUCACCCAUGGUAUGAGAAUAAAUUAAAUCUGUUGCACAGAAAGCCUGUUAGCAAGGGACACCAGAUGUCUUUUCUGACAACCUGAAUGUCAUGUGGCAUGUUGCCCUUCCAGCAAGCAAAGUUUGAUGUCUUUUAAGACUGAAACUCAGCUGACUCAAUUUUUUUUACUUUGAAGUAUUAAUUUUUCCCUAUUAUGCUUUUUUGCAUUUCAUAACUUCACCAAUGAAUCAGUUACUAGUAGUCAACUGAGACACUGCAAAGAAUUUCUGAAGUAUGUGCCGCAAGGUUUAACUGUUACGUUGUAUCUUGCUUCUCCCUUUCUAGCAGUACUUAUCUCUAUCAAAAUGCCUUGGUUUACAUGCCUCUAUUUUGGAUUUGCUUUUGACAUUGUUUAUAUGUGAAUGCUUUGGAAUUGCUAUCAAAUUCUGAACUGUGCUCAAAAAGUUGUUAAGUGUAAUGAACAGCUUUACUCUUUGUUUUUGCCUCAAACUGAUUCUUAAGUGAUUUUCAUGAAGAAUGCAGUCUAAGCUGCUCUUUUUUCCUCUUUCUUUUGUUUUUUUUUAACACAGUCAGUCAAUAAUUACAUGAGAGCCCUGAGUCAUUGUGGCAACUGGAUGGCAGCGUUGGAGUUGUUUACUGCAGUGCAUAAAGAUCCCCAAGUUGUUCAACAGGCCCAGGCUUUGAAAAGUGGUUUGAUUGCUCUUUCGUCAGCAUUACAGAAAGCGGCCGCCUCUUCAGGGAUGCUUAAUGUGGUCCACUUUAUGAUGGUACAUCACAUAAAGGUGAGAAUGUUGUUGUAUUUUCAUUUUUCCAAUACAUUUUUUCUCAGUAAUCAGGCCUUAAAGCCCUGACAGAGCAUUUUCAGUUGACAUCAGGGCAGCCAUACUGGUGUUCCAAAACAUAGGAAUGACGGAUAUGUUGUUGUGCCAAACAAAUCCUGUGGCGGAGUUGAACUCUUUUCUCAUGUGAAUGCUUCCUUUUGUUCCUAUGAUUUGCAUAGAUGCCGGCCACUUAAGAGAAAGUGCUCUUUAACCAUGUACAAGUAAUUCUCCAGACAGGUCUAUAAACGUAGCCGCAGGUGCAAGAAUUAGUUCACAGAGCAGAGGGUUUAUAUUGCUGAUCAUUGUAUCUGUUCUUGUAACCUCUGUUCUCGAUUAUGUAUUUGUAUUGUUAAAGGGACUGGUUCACGAUAAUGCGCAUGUGUGAGUUCUGACAGUAGCUGAUUGUUUUUCAACCAAUCAGAAGCGAGUUAGAUGCACGCAAGUAAAUUUACAUUAUUCAAAUUAAUUGUUUGCGACGCGAGAGUAUUUCCGGGCAUUUGGUUUGAUUUUAUUUAUCCCCAUAAUUCAAGUUUAUUCUUUGCUACUCCUCAGAUAUAUGUUGCAGCCAAUAAGAAUAAGAUUUACAGCCCUGUUCUGCUUUGAAACAAACAUUUACCAAUGUGUAUUUUACGAGGUCGUACCCACGCUAACAAAACAGUCACUGAUCGGCAAACAAAAUUUUUGUUUUAAACAAACAUCUUAUUACUGUUCUCUCAGUUCGCCUUGUAUAAACCCAGAAAUACCUACAAAUAGCGCCUGACCGGUGACAAAAACACACAACGUAUGAGUGUAAAGAUUAUCCUUAAUUGAGCAUAAAUUUCAAUUUCUUAUCAGCAAAUGAACAAAUUCAUUUGCGUUGCAUUGGGUCAGUGCUCCGCAAAACAACUGUUAUCCAGUAGCACACAUAAAGAAACUAGAUUAUAAACAGAAUAUUCAGGCAAUAAUUUAUUUUAAAAACAUCAAUUCUUAAACAUAUACGAUCGUAAAGUAAAGAUACAAGGAACAUUUCAAGUGUACCAGAUCGGUGAAGAUCGCGCUGCCUGUUGCGGUAUAACUACAGGUCGGAGUCAAAAAUCAAAUCAAAGUUGAACGAACUCAUGCCUUUAGCCACUUUCCAAGUGUCGUGUAUUCUUUUCGUAUCCCAGACACUACUCCUAGAACCAUACCAGAUCGAUAGGCUACGCUUCUCUAUCUCCAGAGACUCUUGAGAAUGUCCUGUUGCCGGACGGCCACAAUGCUCUUCUGAACCUCCAUGAUCAAAACAUUAUUUUUUGCGUCUUCUUAAAACGUAACCAGUGAAACGACACAACCACAUGUUAAUCAACACUACCGAAGUAUAACUAGACCAGCCAAAGCGACGGAUGUCCGAAUUAAAACGAAGGAUUUUCAAUGAUCAUACCGGUAAUGGCGAUUUCGAAUUUAGUGUUGACCCGACAAAUUUAUUCUGUAGAGACAAACGGCGCGCAUGCGCAUUAUCGUGAACCAGUCCCUUUAAGAGAAAAAACUGAUGUUGGUCACUCUUGGGACUCAAAGAGUUUUUAAAAUAUUUCUGUUAAUUUUUGUUUGUUUGCAUGGGACUCCCUUGUACAUUGAUUGUAGUUUAAUUUACGUUUGAGUGACGCCUUCAAUAAAAGAAUUAUUAAAUUUUUAAUUUCAGCAGCCAAGGGCCUCAUUCAAACAAUAUUUUAAUUUUUUAUACAUGCUGCUGAAGGACAAAAUGAACGUAUUGAUUGUAGUGUUCGGUUGUUUGUUAAUUUUAAGGACUAAAAGGUCUUAAAAUAUCUUAUGUACUGGUAAGUGUUUUCACUUAUUUUAUCACUUUUUUUUCUUCUAGCCGGAAGAUAGUGUCUUACAGUCAGCUGUAGAAUAUCUUGACAAUGAAAAGAAUUAUAAGGGUGUGCAGGAGUUUUUCAAACAGGUAUAUAAGUAUUUUUUAUAGAUUUGGUAUUGUGAAAGCUUUCACCAACAUUUGCAAGGCUGUGCUCUAGAAAAAUAUAAGGAGAGCCCAGUGCUCUGAGGUGCCCUGCUUAUGAUUUGUAUGAAAAAAUCUAAGAUUUGAUAUUCACUCAGGAGCAAAAUGUGGGUGCCAGGCACCACUGGGCGCUGGUAGAACACAGCCUUGGUUUGUCUAUCUUUUCCUUCAGAGUUGAUUUCUAUGGGCUUGAUAAAAGGAUGAGAUCACUAACCACCAAGGGCAUUUUCCACUUCUGCCUUAAUUAAUUUUACUGAUAUAGAUGUAGCCACAAAGUCAGUGGCUUGAGGGGCAGUAAGAGAUAAUUGCAUGUCCAAGUUAUUGAUUAUGUGGACAAGAUCUUGUGGAAUGAAUGUGCUAUUUACAGGAACUUUCUUUAUCAGCAGUUUCGUAAUGGCCCUCUUUCGCUUUCCUCGUUAUUGCUUGUUUGAAUAGUAGAGUGUGAUUUUCACAAUGUUACAAAAAGAAUAUCUCAAUUUUGGGUUUGUUACUACGGGGGAAUCAAAAGGAGACCAUUUUCCUCUUUUGUAGCUUCAAGAUAAUGCCAUUGUAGCACCUUUGGUAGUAUACAAAGAGAUAGUUUCUUCUUUGGAAAAGUGGAUUGAACAUCCAGAGGCCUCAACUGAACCUUAUGCUGCUAUGCGGCGUGCAUAUCCAUCUGGUCAAUCCCAUGCUGCAAACAAGAAUGAAGCCUCAAGUGACAGGUUGGUUUUUUGUGUGAUGUCAGGGAUGCUAUCAGAGGCAGUUGUCUUUUUUACAUCUCAACUAUUUUGUUAUUGUGUGUUGCACCACUAGUUUUCUUUUUUUUUUCUCCAUGGCACAAGACAUACAAUAGCUAACUAAGCACAGAGUAGCAAAACUGAAGUUGUUUGGACUAGUGGGUUCUACACUUUCUUGACCUAGAAACUCCAAGCCAAGAAAGUGAAUUCACAGUGAAUCUGUGAUUGGCCAAUUGGCCUCUACGUUUUUGUAUGGUGAGACCUAGACUGCCACCAUUUUUAAUCCUUUUUUUACUCCCACAAGCCUACACCAUUUUGAUUUCUCUGUUUUGAUUUUGUGGAUGUGAAUUGAUGUGUAGUUUUUGACUUGGUACAAACUAGUCUUAUAAAUCAUGAUAUUUUGUAGUGUGAAGAAUGAGGCUCCUAGAAAAGUGUGCAAGUACAUAGGGACUCUUAAAGGGUGUUUCAGUGGUGCCAAAUGUAAGUUUCUGCACCCAGAAGGCUCCAUGCCUGUGCAUGAAGGUUCUCAGCAAACAGCACCUCAAUCAGUAAAACCUGUUCCAGCUGCUACCUUGCAGACAUUGCAACAAAACACCAAUAGUUCUGCAGGUUGGUAUAAUAAUUUCAUUGCAUCCAGCUGUUUAUUGCUAGAAAUUGUCCAAUAUUGGUGACCUUCUCCAGGUUUUAUACAUUAAUGCUUUUUGUAUAAACAUAAUUAUGAAAACUGAUGGCUUAGAACCAAAUAGUAAAUGAUUCUGUGAAACUGGAGACUCAACUUUUUAAAGUUGUUUUUGCUUCAAAACAUUACUGUACUACCCCAAAAGCCUUUUUGAUUAGCAGGAUUGAUUACAAUCCUUCCGUAAUUUGAAUUUCCCCAAAAAACAGCACUUGUCCGUUGGGCAAGUUAAGAGCAAAAAUCACUAGCCCGAUAGCAAAAUCCACUAGCCCCAGGCUAUCUGACACAACUUCCUUUGCACUCUGCUUGAUUCACAUUCAUGCUAAACAUUUACUGUCCUUUAUCCUAGGAAAUGCCCCCGUUAUCAAUGCUGCUGCUGAGUCUGAAAUGUCGCCAUUUCUGUUACAGUCCACCAGUGUAAAUCCCUUACCCUUCACUAUUAAUUUGGGUGGUGUCCAAGGCACUAGCACUGAGCAAUCCCAUUGCAGGUAAGGCAAUUAACAAUACUAAGGUUUACUAAGAUCUUUAGGAACUGGUGAUGGCCUCCCUGACUAUACUCUUGAUUGUGUCAGCAAGGAUUGUGGAGGAGUUGACAUCCAAUGUGUGGCCUAAACAGUUCAGGUGUUUCUUCAAAAGGUGUAGCUGUCUCCCCAAUGUAGAAAAUCAUCACAGCCCAAGCACUGUAUUUUGUUAGUCAACCAACAUUUUUUCCCCUGGUGGUGAAUCUUUGGGGUUAACCAAAUGUUGCCUGUUGUUGAAAGGCUUGUGGUAGGUGUCAAAUCUUUUAUUAACGGCUUCUCUGAAACCCCACAUACAUAGGAAAGCGUGAUGCUGUUGGUGGAAAUGACUUUGCUCUUUGUACCAGAGGUGUUUACUGUAUUUAGAGGGUUUCUACACAUCCACGGUUUAUAGCUGUCAUCUUUAAUGACUGAUUUUGAUGAAAAUGCAAGUAUCCAAGAGGGGUAGCUUUCCAUUGGAUUCCAUUUCCUGGUGAAACUGAAUGUACAGGGUGGGUCCCUGGAGUUUAAGUGCCUCGUGAACUUCUCUAUGUCAUAUUCAUGAAUCUGGGAGAAGGUGUUGUCCACGAAGGUAAACCAGAUUUCAUGUCGUCUGGGGCAGGCGGAUGAUGCUUGUCUUCAAAUGUACAGGGGCCUGUUUCUCAAAAGGCUUAGCAAUUUUACGGGCCCAAAGGCAAAUUUUAAACUCCAAACCUGUUGAAAAGUUGCACAGUUCCUAGCUCACAAACCACUCAAUUUUGCUUUGUUAACUGGUAGUUUCAUUGAAUCAUUGUCAGACUUAUAUUAACCUUGAUGUUGAAUACCAACACGACAAACAUAAAACAGCUUUCCAGGCCUGAAACGUUUCCAGGACUUUUGAGAAAGGUGCCCUAGGUUGGCAAUUGUGGGGGAUGCUGGUGAUCCCAUCACACAUCCCUGAAUGUGAAAAGAGAAAGUUCCCCUGUAAACAAAGUAGGUGACAGAUAAUACAAACUUCGGCAGUGUGACAGCUUGUUAUAAUCUGAGCAGUGCUACUUUUGUGUAGGAAUCCUGCUAUUUUUUGCAAUAGGUCUUCUAGCCUUGUGUGUAUUAGCUUAAAAUUGACUUCUUCGACCAAGACAAGUUGUCAUAUGGCCAUACUUCCCCUCUUUUGCCAGUUGAAAAUGUUUUAUUUUCUAGGUCGAUGAUAAUUUGUUGUAUUUUUACUCUGCCAGCAUGAAAUCACAGAAACAGAGCCAAGCCACUCAGCUUUGCAAGUUUUUUAAUACCCAUCAAUGGUGUCGUUGGGGUGACAACUGCCGAUUUAUCCAUCAUACAAGCAGUGUGGCCAUGGAAGCAGACUCAAAUACUGUCGUACCAGGUAAAAAAUAUCUUUGACAGUUAGAUCCUGGGUAUGGGGCAAAUAACUGUAACUAAAUAAAACUCUGUGUAACCCCAAGGUGUUUGUCACUCUUUUGUAAUAUGUGUGUAACAGGGAAAGCUCUCUGGUUGGAUCACUCACUCACAUCAGUAUUUUUUAACUAAGUAACGAAAUUGUUGACUUAAAGAACCAAAAACUACUACUGAUAGGUCUAUGAACUGUUAUUCAUCCUCUUUUAGUUGUAAUUAAAGCGAACCAUAAAUGCUUUAGUUUGGCAGAGUAAAAAGCAAGGUGUGAAAAAACAACAAAAACAAAAACAAAUGUGGCCAAAAAAUAGUGGUGUAGGUGCUGUUUAAAAGCAAUUUAAUUUGGUUGAAGCGUCUAAACCAAAUAUGCCUCAUAGUUCAUUGAGUAAUGUCUAGUGUUUAUGAUAGUUUGUGAUUUGUUUUGUUGUGACUUUCUACAACAGAACUUCCACCUGUACGAAGCACUGAAGCGAGAGUAAGCAAGAACCACACUGGAAACCCUUUUGUGCUAAGAUCUUUGUCAUCCACCUCAAGUUUUGCAAGUGAAAAUCGUUUGUUUGGAUUUGCAAAUAAUUGGCAACCCCCCUCGUCAGGAUUUCAACCAGCUGCACCUGUCACCCCAACUGUGCACAGUGCUGCAGCUAAGCCUGUAACAGCUUCAAACCAUUUCCAACUGGUUGAUGGUAGUCAGCUGGUGGGGAAAAACCCAUUUUCUCCAAACUUUCCUGGAAGAACACAAAGUUUGGAUAGCUUGAGUGAGCAUAAGGCAACUGAACAUAAUCAACAAGCUCAUUCUGCGCCAGUUGUGCCAGAAAGGCCUGGAAUCAGCCACUUCCGUUUUCCUUCAAAGAAGAGCAUUGAGUUUUACUUACCCAGGAUACAGGUAGGGUCUGGGAGAAUGCUUGCCUGAAUUUCAGCUGCCUUGUUGCUCUUGGGAGAGAGUGGGAGCUUUAGCAAUGAUGGCGGUGACAGUGACAAGAGCGUCAAAAAAGCAAUAGCAAUUUUUUACACAUGGAUAUGAUCACACUUUUUUGUACAUUUCUUUACCGUCACUCCACAAUGCCUAAUUUCACGUUUUAUUUAGGGUGUAAACAAGCGAGAACAAAUUUAUUUUUCUCUCUUGUACUAAACUUGAAUGUGGUCUCCCGUUGAAUUAAAUUCAAGGGAACUUUGCCUACCUUUGACAUUUUCGGUGAAUUGUGAUAAAUGGUGGAAAGUUCAACAAAAUGCAAUUACAUUUUAAAAGUGGCAUUUUCGCUGCCAUUGCCAUUGUUCGUGCUAAAGCUCCCUAGUCAAGUGAGGUGCGGAGGCAAAUGAAUGCCAUCCCCUAAAAAAUACAUAUAUGUAUAUUUAAGAGAACAAGAGAUAAUUCAAAUGCUCAAUUACUAAACGGGGGAAUUUGGUUGCCCUUAUAAAUCCUUGCUUGCCUCUGAAAAACACCUUAGUCACUUAUUUAUUACUAUACUUUAAAAGUUUCUUCAUUUUAGUAAAUGGGGUUUAAGUCAAUCCAAGAGUUUACACCUCGUGACAUAGACUUAAGAAAUAAUGGCCGAAAAUGUAACUGACCUUAAACUUUGACCUUAAAUUUCCAAAUUACAUUUGUUGAGGCAAAAAAACAUUGCUGGGUUUUCCACUGCUUCUUCCUCAGGAAACCAUACCUUUACUGAAUGAUUUUCUUGGACCACUUUGUGUCAGCUAAUUUUGAAGACUGCCAAUUUAGUAUUGAUGUUAAAGCUCAUAAAUGUCUUAAUUCUUCACAGUUUGCCAGUCAACAAAAUAGUUGGGAAGACCUUGGAUAUGUCUAUGUCAGCAUGAAGAAAGAAGCUGUGGAGAUAAAUAACAGUGUCAUUGAAUGCUUUUAUCAAUCGUUCCAAACUUUCUGUGCAGCAGACACCAUUGGGCAGUCUUUUGAGAGAUUUGCUGAAAGAAUAGAAAGAAAUCUGAAGGAAACAAUGGCUGAACUAGAUAAAGUUGACAAGGAAUUCAUUGGUCAGAUAGGUGUUGCUUUAAUGUACUUCUGUUAUAGAAGCAAGCAUUUUAUUCAGGGCCGUCAAAUUCUGUACCUCCUUCAUAAGUUAGGUAUUGACUACUAUCUGUAUAGUGGCGAGUUUGGUCUGCAGCAAAGGCCAUUGACAGCUACAGAGGUAGUACUGACUGCAGUUGAUAUUUGCUUGAAUCUUGAGAAACCAGCUUACGAUGAUGCUGUGGUGGUUCUCCAGAGCACAAACCUUGCACUUUCUUAUUAUGAAAGAGAAACUGUAUUGACCACUGAGGAGGCAGACUGGAAAAGACGUGUUUUCCUGUGUUUGUGCAAGAAAUUUAUGGAUGACAAGCAAUUACACAUUGUCAAGGAAUUGCUCUCUCAGGUUGGGAACAUUGAUGUAUUUGGUAGGGAUGUGGUAAACGUCCUUUACAAUGAAUUAGUUGUCGCCUUGAUCAACAAUAAUGAACCACAUGUCACUACAGAAGUUGUUAAAAUAAUGGAUGCAAAUUCAAUUUUAGUAGAUCCAGAAACAACAAGAGCUCUUGUGAGGGGUUUUGGAGCUGCAGGAUUUGGAGCACAAGCAAGGCAACACUUCUCGAAUGGUUGCGAUGCGGGUGUUUAUCCAGACUCCUUCAAAAUAGAUGAUCCAUGGACAGUGGUCAUUGGAACUAGUUUUUCGGCAGUUGAAAGCCAAUUGUAUAUUGCAAGACAUUUGGACGUCUUGUGCCCCCACAUUGAAAAACAGGCUUGUGCCUCGGGAGAUGCUGUUUUAGAUGACAAGUAUUACAGGCCACUCAAGGUUGUUAUAGAGUCAGAUGAGGAGCAGACUGUGGUUAAUAAGUUCAUGAGAGGUGAUGAGAUCAUCCGCUAUGUUCGAGAAAUGCUUUGCACAGUCUUGGCUAAUGAUUUUAACCCUCCUCUUGCAUGCCAUCCGAAAAUGAGGGAUGAGGUGAGAGUUCACUUUGAAGUUGAGUAGGUUUUAGAACAACACUUGCAAUAAGUCCCUUUUUAUGGUGCAGGGGAAAUAGUUGUGUUAUGUUAACACUUUAAACAUUGAAAUGUGUAAUCAAUUUGUAUGCAUUGUGACGACAUAUUUUCACUCCAUGUUGUGGCGGUUUCCCUCCAUACUGUUCACCACAAUUUUAAAUGAGAUGUGUCACCAAAGUCUUUCUCCCAGGGUCUGCCAGUAAAAAUUUCUACUUACUGAAUGGUAAAAUAAAUGAUGAUCUGCCUGUUUUGUCACCUUCAAAGCUUUGUACUCUCUUUCCAACAGGAGGUUAUUGUUGAUGCCAUGAGUCUGAAGAGGUGGUUUCGUGCAAACCCUGCUUCCGGACGCUCUAGACGUGGAGACAGAUUACUAUCUCCCUCUAGGGCCCACACUUCAGGGUCAAACCCUUAUCUGCUACCAGGUAUGACUAAUGUAGUGCCUACAGAUGAUCAAAGAGGAGAUCGAAGAGUUUUUGUUGUAUCUGAGGCUGACAGCCUUGCACCUGGCAAGACAAUUGAGCCAGAAGAAGUGCAGCCUGCUACAUUUUUAAAUCGACGGGGCCAACCUUUAACCAGGUAUGAAUAAUACACCCUGUUUUUUAGAUGUCUUCUAUUUGUAAAUAGUGUGUAAUUAAAGAAAAAAGGCCCUUGAAAUUUUAUGGUGAUAUAAACCAUAUUCUUCUGAUUGCCCUGUAUUACAUUUAUGUGAGCAGUAUGUUGUGCAAGUCUUGCAGUACAUGGUAAAGUGUACAACAGUUCAUGGGAUGUUUAACUAGUUUCUACCUAGGUGUUAAUUUUUUUGUAAUAUUUUUGCAAGAGUAACGAAAUUAUAUUACUCAGCCUUGUCUUGCUUAAGCAUCGUACUGUUUCAUUUUUAUUGUCUAAUGAACUGUACUUUUCUAUGUCAAGUGCAUAUAGGAAAGUGUGUAAUAGCUAAUUUGAGAGGCAAGACAAAGUUGCCUUGGAUUGUUACAGAAAGCUAGACUUAAAAACUGAACUUCAAUUAAAAGCUACUGCAAUCCUCUGAAAAGGUUUUGAAAGUGGUAGAUAAGGCGUCUCAAUUCUUAACACUAUUUUGCAAACCCCUUGCACUGCUUCUGUUUUGUAAGAUAGUGGUUCCUUCAAAUGAUCAUUGGUGUGGGCAGUUUGAAGAACUGUUGCGCUCUUACUGGAUUCUUUACCAGGCGUUUAUUUGCUUACCAUCAGGCUUAAAAGUAGAAGUCCAGCAUAAAAUGUCAGAAAAUUGAUCGGAGGCAUACCUAAGCUACUGAAAUUGUGCUUUCUACUUGGCCAUUGAUCCAGCUUAUGCCAUUUCUUGUUAAAGGUAGUCUGUGAUGUUCUAUAAGAUCUAUUAUUUUCUGGCUUUUAGGAAAGUAUCAGGCAGGGGCCAUCUAAAGAUAACCAAGACCACCUAACCUUGCCAUUUUACCCAGUUAAAAGGACGAGGACAAAGGAAACACGAGUUAUUGUUGAUGCAAAUUUGCAGAUGAAAUGAUGUAAAUAAAGCACAAGUUCAAAACCUUUGGCUAGCUGGAUUUGCAACUUAUAAAUGGGACAUGGACUUGUCAGCAAUAUUAUUCAAUAGCUUUCUUCCAAUGCAUAUAAGCUCGCAUUGCCCACAGCAACUUUAAAAUGUUCAUCGUUCAUCCUUUGCAGAUUUCUUUUCCCACUAGGCUUUUGCUCUCAAAAGGUGUGACACUCCAUGUGUUGUUCUCAAAUUGAGAAAGCCUAGAUUGGACUGAUGUAGCUUUUGUUUGAUACGUGUGUAAUUCUAUGCAUUAUAAAUGAUUGGUAUUAUACAAUUUCAUAAAAUGUCUUGUUAUAGUUGAUAAGAGGCCAGUCUUUAAGUCUUGCAUUAUUUUUCAAUAAAUUGUUGUAGAUUCUAUAAUCAGUGGAUUCUUUACAGGCAUAGUUUUACUGGCGAUGAUUGGGCAGAUAUUAGAUUUUAUUAAACAUAUAUAUUAUUAAGUUAUUUAUUUUCCUGCUCUUUGAUUUAAGUUACGUAAAUAUCGCAAGAUCUGCUAAACGGGUUUAUUAACUCAAGUUGAGAGUGAAUGAAGUAGUCCGUACCAGUAACGUGUACCAGAAAGUAAGAAAAGAGCGAGAAGAUUGAGAGGCAACGGAAUUUCUAUUUUUUCAACAAACACAUUAGCACUACCAAGUGUCGGUGACAACACAGUUGAGACACUUUAUUAGAAUGGUUAUACAGCUGGUUUGGUUGAUCUGGAUCUGGUGAUCUUGUUUGGUGGUGUUUUGGUCAGUUAACUAAAGAAUUAUAAGAGCAUUUGUGGUCUAUUUAGGGGAAUUCUUAGUGGGUUUUGCCAUCAUAGAUGUCAAGGACAAAGACAUCUGCUGAUUUCCCAGAAUAUCUCAAUUUAAUUGUUGAGACAAACCAUUCUGCAAAUGAAAAACUUGUCUCUUCUGAUAUUUUUACUUGAAACCUUUGACAAACACCCAGUUUUUUAUGGUAUUCAUUUCAUUUCUUGUCUUGACCUGGUGAUAGUCAUUAUAACUUCGCUGGCUUUGCUAGAAGUUAUGUUGUUGCAAGUUAAAAUAGUUUUUCUUAUUUUUGGUCAUUAUCGUGUGGUCGUGUGUGCUGUGGAAAGAAGCUUUUGAUAUUCAGUGGUAUGUUGGUUUAUAACAAAAAGGAAAUAGCUUUCAUGAAAGAUAUUAACCAUUGUGGAUAAUGUGUAUAGAGGGUUUAGAUACAGGUGUAGUGACAAGCAUGAGAGAACGAUAAAAGUAAACCCUUAACAAAGAAACAGCUCUUCCAAAAAUGCCAAGGUGAAUAUCAUGAAAAGUUGAGGAUUAAACAUAGCCAAGAAAAAAAAGGCUAAAACUAGAAGAACUGGAACUUUGUGCUCUAUACUUUAAAGGUUCGUCCUUGUUACCCAGUAGGUUUUUACACGGCUGGUAUCAGCUUGUUUUUGCUUGACCAUAUAUGGCAUAGUUGAAAUACUAUCAAGCCCAGUGACUUGUUUUGCAAACUGUUGCUUUCGUCAGUGGUGGAACACCUUUGUUACCCCCCUCGAGGGCAAAUAUCACAGGGCUGUUGCUGAAGUUCUGCAACCUGUCAGUCUCUUUUUGUCUUGUUUUUCAAUUGGUGGUGGUGUGGUUGGUGUUGAGAACUUAAGUUGUUCAAAAGUUUUAAAAACAAGUGGAAAAAUCCACUUGAAAUUUAGAGGAUUCUGAUGGUGUGUUGUGGUCUGUAAUCUGCGGCGGAAUUGCUUAGGGUUCUUGUUCUUUGGUAUGUUUUCCAGCAAUUGGCAUCAUAUGUCGAUAUGAAAUUGGUGCCAAUGGAAACGAAAACGUAUUGGAAGACUACGUUGAUUUGUGUCAAGUAUAGUUUCAUGUCUCUUGUUGACAACAGAUAAAUAGUUUAUAAAGGUACAAAAUGAUGGACUCCUCAGUCCUUUGUGCUUCAGCCAUGUAACAUCAGUUGUCCGUUUCAUAUGAAAAGAAAACAUUGUUUGCACAAGAGAAGUUACUAAGGUCGCAGAUGUAUACAGUAGCGCUUCAUUGACCCCCCACAGAUUUGAAUUGUUUGCUUAUAAAUUACAUUGAAUGCAAAAUGAUGUAAUAGAAUUUAUGCUAAAAACUAAACUUUUGUGACAAAACCAACAGUAUGGUCACAUGCUUGUGUAUCUGCCAAGUGUUAACUGCAAGGACCAGCUUCAUGGGGGAUUAAAACGAUUAUUUAUCAUGAUGGUAUUUCCUAUCUCCCCUUUAGAGAGCCAAUUUUACGCCUUGAUUUUAGAUUAUAGUUAAAAGGUUGACCUUUCCUUGGUGUUUUUUGCUCUCCAAUUGAACUUUGAAACCGACCUUCCCAUGUGGCUGAACUGUCUGUUGUUUACGAUUCUUUGAAUCCCAGAAAACCUUGUUUAGCUGGCCUUGGCUGCAAAUCUGAAGCAAUUUACUCCUAAUCUGCUGUGAUUGAUCUUUUUACUCAGAGGAAAAACUUCUGGCUACUAUCAUAAGCCCCUAUCCUUUUUCACCCUGCAUAUUCUCCAGGAGGGUGAAAACAGAGUGAAGAUAUGCUUCUUCCUUUCAGCUUUGUGCUAUGGCUGUGCACUUUUCCGAAGUUGCUAUUGUGGGUUAAAGAGUGCUUGUAAUGUCAUGCAAAGUACUUAAUUUAACUCUUGUAAAACUAUGUUUAUUCUUUUUUUUGUUGUUAUGGUACCAUCCUAACCUAAAGUACAAAGAUGGAUUGUGACAAGUCACAGCUAAGACAUUGUUAGGUCAGCUUUAGGUGAAAUGCUGGAAAGUAAGCUAGCUUCGUUGCUGGAUAAAAAGCUUGAACCCUUAUAUCUUCCAUUCAUCAAUAAAUUUCGUAAACAAGGAAUUCAAGGACAUGAAAAAAGAGAGAAAUGCGGUUUUGAUAAAAGAAAGUAAUUUCCUCAAGCAAGAGAGAUCCCGUAUGGCAAACGUGAUAAUCCAAAUGAAAACAACUUGAAGAUAAGUAACAAUAUAUCCAGCAUAACUGUUUGGAGGUAUGAGGAAUUCCCAUUUCAGCGCAAGAGAAUACAAAUCCAUGGGUUAAAAAUGUUGGCUCUAUCGUUGAUGUUUCUAUUGAAAAUAAAGACAUCUUCAUAUCCCCAGAAUGAUAGGUGACUAUGUGGUUCCUCUUAUAAUUGUCAAGUUUACUCGUCUUUGUGCCAGGGAUGCUCUUUACAAAGUAAGGUCGAGGUUAAAGAACUUUACUAUUGAAGACAUUGGCUUGGGUAGUCAAGGUGGAAACAAGAUUUUUAUUGAAGAAAGUCUUAUUCCAGCAAGGAGGGAGCUAUUGCACAAAUGUAAUGAGUUUAAGAAGAAAUGCAAACUUCGAUAUAUUUGGUCUUUCUAUGUAAGGGCGAUGCUAGCACCCCAUUUCAAAUCUGUUCCAAGAAAGGUCUGGUAA